AUGCCUCGGCAAAUUACAUGCGAAGGCGAUAUCAUAAACAUACAAAUUCACGGAUUUGCCGACGCAAGUAUCGAUGCAUAUGGUUGUUGUUUGUAUUUACGCACCACCAACUCCAGCGGCGUACACACUUCGAAAUUAAUAUGCGCUAAGUCUAAGGUCGCACCAUUAAAGAUUAUAUCAUUACCUAGACUUGAAUUAUGUGCCGCACUUUUACUUGCAAGAUUAGCGAGCAAAAUAAUUCCAAAAUUACAUGUGAAGAUUAGUAAAAGUUAUUUUUGGUCCGACUCAAAAAUCGUCCUAGCUUGGAUUACUUCUCCUUCAACUAAAUGGACAACAUUCGUAGCUCAUCGGGUCAGCGAAAUACAAGAGCGGACUUCUAUCACAAAUUGGUCACAUGUUUGUACUAAAGAGAAUCCCGCCGAUAUUAUUUCACGCGGUUGCUGUCCAUCGAAAUUAAGUCAAAUGUCAUUAUGGUGGUUUGGACCUGAGUGGCUAAUUAGAGACGAACAGAUACGUAAUAACAACGACAAUACGUCGAAUUUAGUAAUACCUGAAUUACGAGAAAUCACUAUUUCAAAUGUAUGUAUCGACUCACACAAUGACAACCUUUUAUUAUCAGUCUUAAAUAAGUAUUCGUCUAUGAGCAGAUUGUUCCACGUAAUAGCAUAUUGUUUACGCUAUAAAUACAAUUUAUUACAUAAAGGGUCAAGGUUAACUGGUUCACUUAGCAAGGAAGAAAUUAAAAAUGCCCGUGUCGUAAUAAUAAAUACUAUUCAAAAGAAAGAAUUUUAUUCCGAAAUACAAGAUUUAAUGAAAUUAAAAAAUGUCAAAGCAUCAAGUAAAUUACUUCGAUUGUGCCCUUUCAUAGACGACGACGGUUUAAUAAGAGUGGGAGGACGUUUGAAAAAUGCUACAAUGAUGGACAUUAAUCAGCGGCAUCCGAUCGUUUUGCCCGCAGAUAAUCAUUUUACGCGCUUAUUGUUCAAAUGUGAACACGAACGAUGUAUGCACGGUGGACCACAAGCCACCUUAUCAGCGAUACGUUUACUAUAUUGGCCAUUAAAUGGUCGAAAUAUAGCUCGAAGUACGGUACAUCGAUGCGUAAAAUGUUUUCGAUAUAAGCCGGUCAUAAUACAACCAAUUAUGGGUCAAUUACCUGCCGAUCGCGUUGAACCAGCGCGUCCGUUUUUGAAAUGUGGAAUCGACUUCGCGGGACCGUUCUUAAUUAAAUCUAGUAUACGCCGUAACGCGCCUUUACUAAAGGGUGAUGUAUGUAUUUUUGUAUGUUUUACGACUAAGGCCGUACACAUAGAAUUAGUCGGAGACCUAUCCACGCAAGCAUUUAUUAGUGCUCUAAAUCGAUUUUUUGAUAGACGCGGAAAGAGUAUAACUAUAUACUCGGAUAAUGUAACUAAUUUUGUUGGUGCAAGUCAUAAAUUAAAAGAGUGGUACGACUUAUUCCAAACAGAACAACAUAAGAAGAAGGUCGAGGAAGUGCUAUCAGAAAGUGAAGUCCAAUGGAGAUUUAUACCCCCGCGUUCUCCGCAUUUCGGUGGAUUAUGGGAAGCAGCCGUUAAAUCAAUGAAAAAUCUAGUUCAAAAAACAUUAGGCAAUGUUCAUUUGACGUAUGAAGAACUGUAUACUGUACUCACUCGCACUGAGGCCUGUCUCAAUUCCCGUCCACUUACUCCUAUUUCUACCGAUCCAAAUGACUUGUCAGUAUUGACGCCAGGUCAUUUCUUAAUAGGUGACUCUCUAUUAGCCAUUCCCGAACCUGACAUAGCGAAUGUCAACAUAAACAUAUUGACACGAUGGCGUAGAUUGAACCAUUAUUCCCAAAUCAUUUGGAAAAAGUGGAGUCGGGAAUAUUUAAAUCAACUCCAGGAGAGGAAAAGGUGGGCAGUCGAGAAAGGGCCUAAAUUAGACAUUGGUACUGUGGUCCUAGUUCGUGACGAAAAUCUUUCCCCCCUGUAUUGGAAAUUGGGUAGAGUAACAAGCGUGCAACGGGGUCCUGACGAAAUCAUUCGUUCGGCUGAGGUCAAGUUGGAAAAGGGUUCAAUCACACGAGCAGUACGGAAAUUGUGUCCCCUCCCUUUUGACGGGAAUGAAAAUAAAUAG
Messenger RNA from Metopolophium dirhodum (rose-grain aphid), 2118 nucleotides. RefSeq lists its product as uncharacterized. Gene Ontology annotation, biological process: DNA integration. The record is from RefSeq and is a predicted model, not a curated record. The transcript has a single exon. The coding region runs from base 1 to 2118 and encodes 705 amino acids. Gene Ontology annotation, molecular function: nucleic acid binding. NCBI's taxonomy places the organism in Eukaryota, Metazoa, Arthropoda, Insecta, Hemiptera, Aphididae.